Passer domesticus (house sparrow) is the source of this 1983-nucleotide messenger RNA. Its product is annotated as poly(U)-specific endoribonuclease-like. Gene Ontology annotation, molecular function: RNA endonuclease activity. The record is from RefSeq and is a predicted model, not a curated record. Lineage: Eukaryota; Metazoa; Chordata; Aves; Passeriformes; Passeridae.
UGCCUUUCUAAAACAUUUCCUGUUUAUAACACCUCCUAAUAUUCACAAGAUCACACUUAGCAGUUUCAGCUGUAAAUAGAGAUGCAUUUUUUGGAUUUUUUUCCUUCACCAUCUUUGAUUUUUUGAUCUCAGUUUAAUUAUCAUCUUCCCUUCUACUGUUAAAUAAUAACUGGAUACAGAAUAACAGGACUAGAAUGUCCCAUCCAUUUCAAGGUUUUUAGACUUGUAGUGCUUCUUUCUGGGCUAAAACUUCAUCCAGAGACAUAAAAUCCAUUUGGCAAAUAAUCCAUGAUGCAAGAUAAGGUGAGACAGGAGCCUGCUACGGGUGCCUCUGACUUCCUAGUGUGAGUGUUCCUGCACUGAGAAUGGUGUGAGUUGUGGUGCUGUCCUCAGAUUCUUGUAGGAAUUGGCACCUCCUGCCUCUCCUGUGCCUUCCUGCCAGGCUGAAUGACAGUCCUCAGCAGGCAAGAGGAGUGGAAGGGGAGCACAUCUCGUGCCUUGGACUGCAGGAGGAUUGCUGAGCUUCUGGCUGCCCUCUCCCUGCUCAGAGUAUUUCCCAAGAGAAAAACUUCUUCCCAGCAUGGCAAGUGGAUUUCCCAUCCACAGCUAUCCCAAAGUACCAGAGAACCGGAGGAAAAAUGGACUGUGCCUCCAGUGUCACUCAGGAACACAGCGGGUCAGAUCCACAGCUGCAGGCAGGCUGAGGAAGGCCUUAAAUCGUGAACUUUCUAAGUUUUUCAAUGAGACGUGGGAUGCAGAUGUUCACCACCUUAGGCCUGGGAAAGACUACACAACUGAUGUGCAGGGAAAAGCAGGUCCAGCACAGCAAAGUGACAGUGCUGUCCAGGACAAUGCAGCCAGACAUCUGUUUCACAAUGUAAGCAGCCUGAGGAGCAUAAAUACUUUUGCAAAAUGUCUGGAUCAGGCAUAUGACCAGACUGAAAAUUUCUCUUUUUCUGCAGCCUUUAUUUCCUUAUUGAACAACUAUGAGGCAUCAACUGGUGUAGCAGAAGUAGUGACUCCAGAAGAAAUAGUUGAAAACAAUUGUUUCCUUGAUGCUAUCUUAGCAACAGAAGUCAAGAGACUAGCUCAUGAUCAUCUGCUGAAAAAAAACCUAGCAAGGCCAAACCUUGCUGAUUUCAAACAUCAGCUUUAUGACAUCUGGUUCCAGCUCUAUGCCAGGAAAGGAGGAGACAGGUCUGAUUCUUGUGGUUUUGAACACGUUUUUGUUGGAGAAACAAGGCAUGGUAAAGAGAUCUUAAGUUUGCACAACUGGGUGCAAUUUUACCUUCAGGAAAAGCGCAAUCAGAUUGACUACAAGGGAUACAUAUCUCGGAAGAACAAAACCAGGCCUGAUAGAGAUGACCAAGUUUUGAGCAUCCAGUUCAGCUGGAAGGGUUCAGUCAAGCCAGUCAGAAGCACCUUUAUUUGUGUCAGCCUGGAGUUUGAAUUUGCCCUUUACACAGUCAUUUUCCUGCUGUCUGAAGAAAGAGUCACACAUGAAACAGUGAAGAUAGAUGAGUACAAGCUACAAAUGGUUGUCUAGUGCCACGGGCACCACAUUGGAACAGCAUAUCCAGUACUGCUCAGUUGUUCCACAUAUUGGAACAGCAUAUCCAGGACUUCUCAGCACCACUUGUGAAGAUUAGUGGAGUGAGCAGGAAACUUUGUUUUUUAAAUCAAGGGAAAGGAGGAGUGGUGGAGAGAGGAGGAAUAGAUGGGAGGUGGACAGGACCAGACAGCAAAGUUAAUAUGUUGUUUUAUACAACUAAUUUCAAGUGACUCAGUCUCUUUCGGUCUGCAAUGGAGUGUUUAAUAAGUAGUGUGCUGUGACACUGUCUGAGAAACUAUUAAACACACUCCUGCUCACAUUAAAUUUGCAUCUAAAUUAGAUCAGUCUUCCCUUCUGCAUGAUAGCACUGUAAUUUUCAGCAAAUAAUGGCAUUUAAGAAAAGGUUCUAUUAAAAUCUAUAUUAGAAUCAA